AUGUACGAUACAUUCAAAGAGGCCUGUUAUGCGCUAAGGUUACUGCAGGAUGAUAGGGAAUUUAUUGAUGCACUUAAUGAAGCCAGUGCAUGGGCAUCACCGAAUUAUAUCAGGAGGUUGUUUGCAAUGCUUUUGAUGUCGAACAACAUUGUGCGUCCUGACAUGGUGUGGGAGAAAUGUUUCCAGCGUUCUGUUCAUGAGAUUAAGUCCAUCACGCUUGCCGAAAUUGAAAAACUCUUGCAGCCGAAUGGAAGGAGCCUGAAAGAAUUUACUGACAUGCCGUUUCCUGAUUAUGCUGGUUUACCUGAACCCUCCGACACAAUCUUUUUUGAUGAGCUCAAUUUCGACAGGACAGAAUUGGCAGGUAUCUCUGUGGAUUUGGUUUCCCGGUUGAAUCGAGACCAUCGCAUUGCGUUCGACACAAUAGCAAAUGCAGUUCGUCGUGACGUUGGUGGUUUUUUCUUUGUCUGUGGAUAUGGUGGAACUGGUAAGACCUUUCUAUGGAAUGCACUGUCUGCUUCAAUAAGGUCGAAGGGUGAUAUUGUCCUCAACGUUGCAUCCAGUGGCAUUGCGGCUCUGUUGUUGCCUAAUGGGCGAACUGCUUAUUCACGCUUUAAGAUUUCGCUCAGUGUUAACCAGGACUCUAUUUGUAAUAUAAGGCAAGGCACACCCCUCGCACGUCUUAUUUCAUCUGUAAAAUUAGUUAUAUGGGAUGAGGCACCUAUGUUAAAUAAAUUUUGCUUCGAAGUGCUCGACAAAUGCCUUAAGGAUGUUCUUCGUUUUGAUCGUGGAUAUAAUCCUCAUGCUCCAUUUGGUGGGAAAAUUGUUGUUCUGGGAGGUGAUUUCCGUCAGAUAUUGCCUGUGAUUCCUCGUGGUUCCCGGGAAGAGAUCGAAUUUGCUACAUGGUUGCUUCAAGUUGGUGAUGGGUUAAUCGGAGACAAUAUCGAUGACGAAUCAGUAAUUAGAAUACCCGACAAUUUGCUGCUGAAUAUUGAGUCUCCAUGUCUGCAUGAUUUGAUGUUGUUCGUUUAUCCUGACAUCUUACUCUAUUCUUCUAGCGUGGAUUAUUUUAAGGGUAGGAGUAUAUUAGCACCAACACUUGAUGUUGUAACUGAAGUAAACAAUCAUGUGAUGUCUUUGAUCCCUGGCAAUGAGAGGGUUUACUUGAGCUCUGUUACACUAAUUAACGAAUAUGGUCACCUAGAAUCUGAAUUAUACACAAUGAGCACCGAGUCAUUGAAAGCGCUAAAUUGUUCAGGAAUUCCCCAACACCGGUUAGUUUUUAAAAUUGGUGUUCCUGUGAUGCUUCUUCGCAAUAUUGACCAAUCUAAUGGACUAUGCAAUGGUACGGGCAUGCAGGUUAAACGUCUUGGUGACCACAUCAUUGAGUGUGUCAUCUUAGCAGGUCGUAAUACUGGUGAAGUUAUCUUUAUUCCCAGGAUGAACAUGUCACCUAAUAAUGAUACAUUACCAAUCAGGUUUACUCAACGCCAAUUUCUGGUUGCUCUUUGCUUUACGAUGACCAUAAACAAGUCCCAAGGUCAAACGCUGUCAACAGUUGGCGUCUAUCUUUCGAGGCCUGUUUUUACUCAUGGUCAGCUUUAUGUUGCGCUUUCUCGGGUCAGCAUUCAUUCUGGACUGAAGAUUUUAUCUGUUGAUUCUAACGGCAAAGUUUCAGAUCAUACUAUUAAUGUUGUCUAUAGAGAAGUUUUUACUGGGUUGCUACCUAACAUUCUCCCUUGA
This is a messenger RNA of Arachis stenosperma, 1743 nucleotides long. RefSeq lists its product as uncharacterized. The transcript is spliced from 3 exons. Gene Ontology annotation, biological process: telomere maintenance; DNA repair. The record is from RefSeq and is a predicted model, not a curated record. Lineage: Eukaryota; Viridiplantae; Streptophyta; Magnoliopsida; Fabales; Fabaceae. Gene Ontology annotation, molecular function: DNA helicase activity. The coding region runs from base 1 to 1743 and encodes 580 amino acids.